Crotalus tigris (Tiger rattlesnake) is the source of this 1627-nucleotide messenger RNA. Its product is annotated as alcohol dehydrogenase 1. Gene Ontology annotation, cellular component: cytosol. NCBI's taxonomy places the organism in Eukaryota, Metazoa, Chordata, Lepidosauria, Squamata, Viperidae. The record is from RefSeq and is a predicted model, not a curated record. The transcript is spliced from 10 exons. Gene Ontology annotation, molecular function: all-trans-retinol dehydrogenase (NAD+) activity; zinc ion binding. Gene Ontology annotation, biological process: retinoic acid metabolic process; retinol metabolic process. Bases 143 to 1273 code for a protein of 376 amino acids.
CACAUUCUUCAUUUAUUAGUGUGGAAAGAAAUAUGUAAGAAGUAAUCAACUGGAGUGUCCUUGAGGUUUAUAGAUGGAGCAUAUUCUAAAUCAGCCAGAAGGCAGAGAACAACCACAACUGCAAAACUGAAAAAAAAGCAACAUGAGUACUGCAGGCAAAGUAAUAAAGUGCAAAGCAGCUAUUGCUUGGGAGCUGAAAAAACCCCUGAGCAUUGAGGAGAUUGAAGUAGCACCUCCAAAAGCACAUGAAGUCCGCAUUAAGAUCUUGGCCACGGGGAUCUGUCGCUCGGAUGAUCAUGUGAUCAGUGGUGCUUUUGCGAUGCCUUUGCCAAUGGUGCUGGGCCACGAAGCAGCUGGGGUUGUGGAGAGUGUUGGAGAGGGAGUGACUUGUGUGAAACCGGGAGAUACGGUAAUUCCACUUUUUGUUCCACAAUGUGGAAAAUGCAGACCUUGUCAGAGUUCCAAAGGCAACUUGUGUACUUCAAAUGACAUUAGUUCAGGCAGUGGCUUAAUGCCUGAUGGCACCAGCCGAUUCACAUGCAAAGGAAAGAGCCUCCACCACUUCAUUAGCACCAGCACCUUCACUGAAUAUACUGUGGUGCAUGAGAACUCAGUGGUCAAAAUUGAUCCUUCAGCCCCUCUGGAAAAAGUAUGUCUGAUUGGCUGUGGGUUUUCGACCGGUUAUGGGGCAGCCAUGGAGACAGCUAAGGUAGAGGCUGGUUCUAUCUGUGCUGUCUUUGGCUUGGGUGGAGUUGGUCUCUCAGUGGUCAUGGGCUGUAAAGCAGCUGGAGCUUCCCGAAUCAUUGGAGUUGACAUCAACAAGGAUAAAUUUGCUAAGGCUAAAGAAAUGGGAGCCACAGAAUGUAUCAAUCCCCAGGAUUUCCAGAAACCGAUCAAUGAAGUGCUCUUUGACUUGACUGGGGGUGAAGGAGUAGACUAUUCUUUCGAAGUGAUUGGACGCACUGAAACUAUGCUGUCUGCCCUUGCUUCCUGCCAUGAGAAUUUGGGGACCAGCGUCAUGGUGGGAGUGCCCCCAAAUGCAAGUAAGAUCACUUACGACCCGCUGAUGCUUUUCACUGGCCGCACCUGGAAAGGAUGUGUCUUUGGAGGGUGGAAAAGCAAAGAUUCUGUCCCCAAGCUUGUUUCAGACUUCAUGCAGAAGAAAUUCAUUUUGGAUCCAUUAAUCACUCAUACGUUACCUUUUGAGAAAAUCAAUGAAGGGCUGGAUAUGCUCCGGGCAGGAAAAAGCAUCCGGACUGUCUUAAAAUUUUAAGUUGAAGGAGAAAGAAGAAAACCAAUUACAGAAUAUUUUCUUAAAUUGCUGAUGUACCCUAUCUGCAGUUUUGAUAAUAACAAAAUGUCCUUCUACUUUAUCUUCAUGGACCAAAUGGAUGUGGAAGACUUUUAAGAAAUUCAUUUUAGGAAAAAAUGUUAUGAUCACAAAAUUUAAAACAUAUUUGGCUAAUUAGAUUACUGUCUCCAGGUAUAGAAAUACUGAUCGCCUAUUUUCUAAUCAUGUAUCUCUCUCUCUCUCCUCCAAAUAAAUAAAUGCUACAAACAUAGUUUUAGAUCUUUAACAUGUUCUUGUUAUGUAGGCAUUUUUUGAAUAAAGAAAUUUUGAAUUAUA